UCUGUAUCAUGUGUUUGGUCAAUGAUUGGCGGCCGAGAUGGUUAGCGUUUUCGAGACGUCGGAACACUAAUGUUUGGAAAGACAACAAAUCAGAAGCAUGGCUGAUUCCAUUCACCGUCUUGAAGGGCUUUCUAAUCAGGUUGGCGGGUUGAUUGUCAAGAAGAAGAAAUCAGACUCUGAUCAGGACUUCAAAGCCCCACCUACCAGAUCCUCAGUCCUGGGCCUAGAUGUUCUUGCUGCAGAGAAGCGCAAACUGAAGGAGGUGUCAGAAAAAGAGGUAGAGGAGGAGAAGAGUAAGAAGUCAAAAGUCACAUCUUACAAGGAUGAGUGGGAGAGAAAGGAUUCAGAUUCCGAUGAUAGUGACAGCAGUGAUUCAGAUGAGGAAGAUAGAACAUCACAGAAGAAGAAGUCUUCUCAGGAAAGGCACUAUCGAGCUGCUCAUACAGAGACGCCAACUCACACUGGAGGUGUGAGCUCAGAGGCUAAGGAGAGACAGCUACGAAGGGAGAAGGAUGGUAGGAAAGGAGGUGUCUACGCUUCAUCUAAUGAUGAUAAUAGGAAAGGAAGGGGAAGAGAAUGGUAUGAAAGAGAGAAGUACAGGGAUAGAGACAGAGAUAGAGAUAGAGGAGGCAGACAUCGAGACAGAGACAGGGACAGGGAUAGACGAGACAGACAUCGUGAUCGACGUGAUGACCGCAGAGGUCAUGAUUCUGAGCGAGGGAGUCGCAGCCAGAGGAGCGACAGAAGCGACAGAAGUGAUAGAAGUGUUAGAAGCAACUGGGAGCGUACACCACGGGCUGAUGACGAACCCUUUACUCCAAGAAUUUCAAGAGGUAUCGACACACCAUCCCGUGCAAGCUGGGAGGAGGAGGAUGAUGUUCCAAAGAAGGCACCCUCUCAAUGGGACCAGCCGACGCCCAAUACAUUAAGGAGACAGAAUGAUUUCAGUGAGAGGAGUGAUAGGAGCGAGAGAAGAGAUAGGAGUGAUCGUAGUGAUCGGAGUGAGCGUAGUGAUAGGAAGGACACUUCUACCAGGAAGGAUGGAGACAGGUCACGUAAUAGAAGAAAGGAAGAUGACACGCCUGUAAUGACCCCAGCUCACAAGUAUAACUCAUGGGCUAACAAUCGCAAGAAGAGUGGUGCUACGCCACAGGUCAAAGGAGGAGACACAGUGACAAGGGUCAGGUCGGAAGAAGAUCAGGAAUUAUGGGAAGAAGAGCAGAAGAGGCUAGACCGUCAGUGGUACGGAUCUGAUGAGGGUUACGAUGAAUCCAACAACCCAUUUGCUGCCGUACCUGCCGAGUACGCAGCAAAGAAGGAGCGUGAUCUCGCUACCCAGAAGGCAAAGAGAAUGUCAGCUCAACAGAGACAGAUCAACAAGGACAAUGACAAGUGGGAGACCAAUCGGUUGCUGACCAGUGGAGUUGUCCAGCAGAUAGAGUAUGAGGAGGUGGUUGAUGAGGAAACGGUCAACAGGGUUCAUCUCUUAGUGCACAACAUUGUACCUCCUUUCCUGGAUGGAAGGAUAGUCUUCACCAAGCAGCCUGAACCUGUUAUACCUGUCAAGGAUAACACGUCAGACAUGGCUCAGAUAGCUCGGAAAGGCAGCAAUGUUGUGAAGAAACACAGAGAACAGAGGGAGAGAAAGAAAGCUCAACACAAACACUGGGAGUUGGCUGGUACUAAACUAGGAGAUAUCAUGGGAGUCAAGAAGGAAGAUGAAAAGGGAACAGAAGAAGAGAACAUUAACUACAAGUCCCAGCAGCAGUUUGCUGAUCACAUGAAAGAGAAAACGGAAGCAGCAAGUGCCUUUGCUAAGAUGAAGUCUCUACGGGAGCAGCGUGAAUACCUACCUGUGUUUGCCGCUCGUCAGGUGUUGCUCAACGUGAUCAGAGAUAACAGCGUAGUGAUUAUCGUCGGGGAGACAGGGUCUGGUAAAACCACUCAACUCACUCAGUAUCUCCAUGAGGAUGGUUACAGCAAGUUUGGUAUGAUUGGUUGCACUCAGCCUAGACGUGUAGCAGCCAUGUCAGUCGCUAAGAGAGUCAGCGAAGAGAUGGACGUUCCUCUAGGGGAUGAAGUAGGCUAUGCCAUCAGGUUUGAGGAUGUCACCAGUGAUAAAACAUUGAUCAAGUACAUGACUGAUGGUAUUCUACUGCGAGAGUCGCUACGCGAGUCUGAUCUAGAUCACUACAGUGCAGUCAUAAUGGAUGAAGCUCACGAAAGAUCACUCAAUACUGAUGUUCUCUUUGGUCUACUAAGAGAGGUUGUUGCUCGACGGACAGAUAUGAAGCUCAUCGUCACCUCAGCAACCAUGGAUGCAGAAAAGUUUGCCAAAUUCUUUGGAAAUGUUCCAGUCUUUGAGAUCCCUGGCAGGACAUUCCCUGUGGAUACCAUGUUCAGUAAGAAUGUUGUAGAAGACUAUGUGGAUGCAGCGGUCAAGCGGUCCAUUCAGAUCCAUCUACAACCCCCUCCUGGGGAUAUCUUGGUCUUCAUGCCUGGACAAGAGGACAUCGAGGUCACCUGUGACCUGAUUUCAGAGCGUCUAGGAGAGCUAGACAACGCCCCUCAGCUUGCCAUCUUACCCAUCUACUCUCAGCUCCCGUCAGACCUUCAAGCUAAGAUCUUCCAGAAGGCACCGGAUGGAGUCAGAAAGUGUGUGGUGGCUACCAAUAUUGCUGAAACUUCACUCACAGUUGACGGCAUCAUGUUUGUAGUGGAUGCUGGGUACUGUAAGCUGAAGGUGUACAACCCUCGUAUAGGUAUGGAUGCUCUGCAGGUGUACCCCAUCAGUCAGGCGAACGCUAGGCAGAGAUCAGGUAGAGCUGGUAGGACAGGGCCAGGGCAGUGUUAUAGACUGUACACAGAGAGUGCGUAUAAGAACGAAUUACUGAUGACAACAGUGCCCGAGAUCCAAAGAACAAACCUUGCCAAUGUGGUGCUCCUUCUCAAAUCAUUAGGAGUCGAUGAUCUUCUGCUCUUCCACUUCAUGGACCCACCCCCUCAGGACAACAUGUUGAACUCCAUGUACCAGCUAUGGAUCUUAGGAGCUUUAGAUAACACUGGUCAACUGACUCCCAUCGGUAGACGGAUGGUAGAGUUUCCUCUAGAUCCUGCACUCUCUAAGUUUCUCAUAGUAGCAUGUGAGAUGGGAUGCAGCUCAGAAGCCCUGAUCAUUGUGUCGAUGUUGUCUGUUCCAUCCAUCUUCUACCGACCCAAGGGUAGAGAGGAAGACAGUGAUCAGGCCAGGGAAAAGUUCUCAGUCCCUGAGAGUGAUCAUCUGACCUUUCUCAAUGUCUACCAGCAGUGGAAAAACAACCACUACUCUUCGAGCUGGUCCUCUGAGCAUUUCAUCCAUGUGAAGGCAAUGCGUAAGGUGCGUGAGGUGAGGCAGCAGCUCAAAGACAUCAUGGAUCAACAAGGGAUGGAGCUGGUCUCAAGCGGGACCAGCUGGGAUCUGAUCAGGAAAUGCAUCUGUUCUGCUUUCUUCCACCAUGCUGCCAAGCUUAAGGGCAUAGGAGAGUAUGUGAACGUGAGGACUGGUAUGCCAUGUCAUCUGCAUCCGACUAGCGCCCUCUUUGGUAUGGGGUUCACACCAGAGUAUAUCAUCUACCAUGAGCUGGUCAUGACCUCAAAGGAAUACAUGCAGUGUGUGACAGCAGUGGAGGGGGAGUGGUUGGCUGAGCUGGGACCUAUGUUCUACAGCAUCAAGGAAAAAGGCAAAACAAGACAGCAAGGACGUCAGGCAGCCAAGGCAGACUUACCCAACAUGGAGGAAGAGAUGGCCCUAGCAACAGAAGAACUUAGGGCAAGGAAAGAAGACAAACUUCUUGAGAGAAUUAAAUCAUCUAGAAGUAUGAAAAUUGCAACACCCGGAAGGAAAGAAGAAUCUACCUCUUCAACACCGAGGAGGAAAACCCCUUCAUCAUUUGGAUUAUGAUCUUUCAGGAUUACUUAAGUGUAUAGUAAGAAUUUCUUGAAUGUAGAUCAGUGUUGGUUCAAGUCACAUGGGUUUCAAAAUAAACAGUUAAAUCUUCUAUCAUGUUCACAUUUUCUUACUUGUGCGAGGAUAGUUCCUAGCUCUCCAACAGUUUUGGAUACUUCUAAUACUGUUUUCACACUGGCAAUAUU
Messenger RNA from Strongylocentrotus purpuratus (purple sea urchin), 4131 nucleotides. RefSeq names its product pre-mRNA-splicing factor ATP-dependent RNA helicase PRP16 (gene dhx38). Gene Ontology annotation, molecular function: ATP binding; RNA binding. The transcript is spliced from 26 exons. The coding region runs from base 98 to 3940 and encodes 1280 amino acids. NCBI's taxonomy places the organism in Eukaryota, Metazoa, Echinodermata, Echinoidea, Camarodonta, Strongylocentrotidae. The record is from RefSeq and is a predicted model, not a curated record. Gene Ontology annotation, biological process: mRNA splicing, via spliceosome. Gene Ontology annotation, cellular component: spliceosomal complex; intracellular anatomical structure.